Messenger RNA from Osmia bicornis bicornis, 1276 nucleotides. RefSeq lists its product as uncharacterized. The transcript is spliced from 3 exons. The coding region runs from base 116 to 769 and encodes 217 amino acids. The record is from RefSeq and is a predicted model, not a curated record. NCBI's taxonomy places the organism in Eukaryota, Metazoa, Arthropoda, Insecta, Hymenoptera, Megachilidae.
UGCACAUUUAAAAAGAAAUAAAUUGGUUCAAUUAAAAGAACACAAAAAAUUAUAUUUCAGUCCCCGUCAUUUUAGUCCACGAAGUUAUGAGUUCGCUCAUCAAGACCCCAGAAAAAUGAUCCAUCCAGAAUCAACGGAGCAAGGUUUUGAAAUGCCUAUGGUAAAGAAAUAUUUGCCAAUGUAUCAGAGUCCAGAAUUGAUCGAAGAAUUGAAAAGACACGAUCGAAUAAGACUGAUUCGAGAAAGAGAGGCUAGGGAACGUGAAAUUGCAAGUUCACCAGGUUCAAUUUCCACGUGUUCCAGAAUGGAAGCUCCGAGGACCAAUCGUAGCAUUGAAAAAGAUAUUUUUCCUUAUCAAGAGACUCAAGCUUACAAGAACGUGUUACGUGAAUUUCAAAGAAGAACCUCUCGUCAAGAGGCCUAUAAAAAAUCAGAUACCAUACCUUUGAUGCAUUUAUCUAAGAAAGCAGAUAAAAGUAAACAGGUAGAACUACUAUAUCCACCUAAAAGUCGAAGAAGAUCUGACGCUGUGAAAAAAUUUGCUAAAAGAAUGAUUGCACCUUUCAAGCCAGUCCCGUGUGAAAAACACAAGCAAAAGGCUGUUCCUCGUUCGACGUUUAAAAAAAAGGGUGAAACGUGUGAUGAGUGUUCGUUCGAUCCAGAAAUUUUCAUCGAGAUAUCAUCUGUUUGCGAUUGCAGCGAGAAGACAGAAAAAUCUGAUGGGUCUACAUCCGCCGAUGAAACGACAGAUAACGAGUCACCACGAUGAGUGAGGUAAACGUACUCGAUAAGAGGUCUCCUCGACAACACGUCAGUACGAAGUUAAUUUUAUCAUAUUUCGUCAUUUUUAUCGACGUAAGGAGAUCGUCGAUUGUUUGGAGUCGUUUAUCUAACCUACAGAAUGAACGCGUACCGGAAGAAAAAUUAGCAAUAUGUGUUCGCGAUAAGAGGAGAUCGAUGCACUUUCGUUCGAAACGACAGCAAAUUACACGAGUUUCGGCGAUGUCGACAACAACGAGAGAUAAUUUAAGCACCCAAGUAAAAAUUUUUCAAAACGGGAAAGACGACGUUGAAUUCGAUGUAGAUAGAAGGAAAAAGAAAAAGCGAAAGGAUUGAAUUUUUGCAAAAUGGGUCUGGGAAAAUUGUUGAGUUUCAAGAAAUCAAAACCGAAACAGGAUCCACCGGAGAAGAAGAAAGAUGCGCCAACUGCGAAACAGCAAACAGAGGCUACAAAAAUUAACAAAGCAAAUGUAGUUUACCCCUUUCACGAUGUAAA